Messenger RNA from Carlito syrichta (Philippine tarsier), 1959 nucleotides. RefSeq names its product transketolase like 2 (gene TKTL2). The coding region runs from base 1 to 1878 and encodes 625 amino acids. The record is from RefSeq and is a predicted model, not a curated record. Gene Ontology annotation, molecular function: thiamine pyrophosphate binding; transketolase activity. The transcript has a single exon. Lineage: Eukaryota; Metazoa; Chordata; Mammalia; Primates; Tarsiidae.
AUGGCCGACGACGCCCAGCCCGACGAGGAGACGGUGCAGGCGCUGCGGGACACGGCCGGCCGCCUGCGCAUCCACUCCCUCCGCGCCACGAGCGCCUGCCGCUCCGGCCACCCCACGUCGUGCUGCAGCGUGGCCGAGAUCGUGGCCGUGCUGUUCUUCCACACCAUGCGGUUCAAGCACGCCGAGCCGCGGCACCCAGACAACGACCGCUUCGUGCUCUCCAAGGGCCAUGCCGCGCCGGUCCUCUAUGCUGUGUGGGCGGAGUUAGGCGGCCUGGGCGAGGCCGACCUGCUGCACCUGAGAAGCGCGCGCUGCGACCUGGAGGGCCACCCCACCCCGCGCCUGCCCUUCGUGGACGUGGCCACCGGGUCCCUGGGCCAGGGCCUGAGCGCCGCCUGCGGCAUGGCCUACACCGGCAGGUACCUGGACCGGGCCAGCUACCGCGUCUUCUGCCUGCUGGGUGACGGCGAGGCCGCCGAGGGCUCAGUCUGGGAAGCCCUGGCCUUUGCCUCCCACUACCUGCUGGACAACCUGGUGGCGGUCUUGGACGUGAAUCGUCUGGGCCAGAGCGGGCCGGCGCCCCUGGGGCACUGCACUGAGGCCUAUCAGGGCCGCUUCGAGGCUUUUGGGUGGAACACCUGCCUGGUGGACGGCCACGAAGUGGCCGCGCUGUGCCAGGCGUUCUGGCAGGCCGCCCGGGUGAAGCACAAGCCCACUGCCAUAGUCGCCAAGACCUUCAAGGGCCGGGGUAUUCCAGACAUCGAGGAUGCGGAAGGUUGGCACGGAAAGCCAAUGCCGCAAGAAAGAGCAGAGGCAGUCAUCCAGCUGAUUCAGAGUCAGCUGCAGGCCCACCGCAAUCUUCUACCGAAACCCCCUGUGGAAGACUCGCCACAAAUCAACAUCACGAAUGUAAAAAUGACCUCUCCGCCCGAAUACAUAGUUGGCGACAAGAUAGCAACGCAGAAAGCAUGCUAUUUGGCUCUGGAUAAACUGGGCCAUGCAAACGAAAGAGUUAUUGUUCUGAAUGGUGACACAGUGAACUCCACCUUUUUUGAAAUAUUCAAGAAAGAACACCCUGAACGUUUUAUAGAGUGUUUUAUUGGUGAGCAAAAUAUGGUGAGCGUGGCACUGGGCUGUGCCACACGUGAUCGAACCAUUGCUUUUGCUAGUAAUUUUGCUGCUGUUUUCACCCGAGCAUUUGAUCAGAUCCGAAUGGGAGCCAUCUCUCAAACCAGUAUCAACCUUAUUGGUUCCCACUGUGGGGUUUCCACUGGAGAAGACGGAUCUUCCCAGAUGGCUCUGGAGGAUCUAGCCAUGUUUCGGUGCGUUCCCAAUUGCACUAUUUUUUAUCCAAGUGAUGCCGUCUCGACAGAGCAUGCUGUUUAUCUAGCUGCCAAUGCCAAGGGAAUGUGCUUCAUUCGAACAAGCCAACCAGAAAUUGCAGUUAUUUAUACCCCACAAGAAAAUUUUGAGAUUGGUCAGGCCAAGGUAGUCCGCUGCACUGCUAAUGACAAGGUCACAGUUAUUGGAGCUGGAGUUACUCUACAUGAAGUUUUAGCAGCUGCUGACAAUCUUUCUCAACAAGGUAUUUUUAUCCGUGUCAUCGACCCAUUUACUAUUAAACCCCUGGAUGCUGCAACCAUCAUCUCCAGUGCAAAAGCCACAGGUGGCCGGGUUAUCACAGUGGAGGAUCAUUACAGAGAAGGUGGCAUUGGAGAAGCUGUGUCUGCAGCUGUCUCCAGGGAGCCUGGCAUCAUUGUUCAUCAGCUGGCAGUGUCAGGAGUGCCUCAAAGUGGAAAACCUAGUGAAUUGCUGGAUAUGUUUGGAAUCAGUGCUAGACACAUCACAGCAGCCGUGAAAUAUACUUUAAUGGACUAAAAUAAGCUCAUUUCUUAACAAGUGUCUGUUGGCUUUAGUCUUAAAGUACUGGUAUCAUAUUAAAUUCAUGCUUGGUACAAA